Molecule: messenger RNA, 4522 nt
Organism: Orcinus orca (killer whale)
Lineage: Eukaryota; Metazoa; Chordata; Mammalia; Artiodactyla; Delphinidae
Gene: GCFC2
Product: GC-rich sequence DNA-binding factor 2
Exons: 17
Coding region: 160-2529 (789 amino acids)
Biological process (GO): mRNA splicing, via spliceosome
Cellular component (GO): nucleus
Molecular function (GO): DNA binding
Source: RefSeq, a predicted model, not a curated record
AACAGAUCGAAGGGAACAAAGCACGCAUGCGCAUGGCGAAGCUGGAGUCGAAGACGCGCCGGUAGGGCGCACGCAUGCGGCGGAAAGGCGGGAGGCGGGAGCGCGCGCCUGGGUGACUGUUGUAGGCCUGGGUUAGCCAGAGCAGGAAGUGAACCUGCUAUGGCUCACAGGCCGAAAAGGACUUUCCGGCAGCGCCGAGCGGACUCUAGUGACAGCGACAGCACCCAGGAGCCGUUUGCUGAACCCGGCGCGCCGGGGGAGCAGGCAGACCUGGGCCCUGCGGAGGAAGGACUGCAGUCUGGAGGAGGCCGCGCGGAAGCGGCGGAACUACCCCGCCGGGCCCGGGGUCGGGGCCGGGGCCGGGGCCGGGGCCGCGGCCGGGUCUGGGCCAGUUCCCGGCACGCCGCGAGAGCGGCUUCGCGUUUGGACGGAGGCUCGGACGUCCCAGAAUCCAGAGCGGUUGAUCUUUCAACAGACGAAGAGGAUGGAACACAUCGUUCUUCAGAAAGUAAAGAUGAUCAGAGUUCAUCUUCCAAUAGCUCUUGCUCUCUGGAAGAAGAGUUUACAUCACUAGUAAAUAUCCCUGAUGCAGCUUUUAUUCAGGCAGCCUACCGAAAACGUGAAUUGGCCAGGGCCCAAGAGGACUAUAUUUCUUUGGAUGUAAAACAUGCCUUCACCAUCUCUGGUGUGAAGAAAAACACUGAAUAUCCUGAGAGUGAGCCUGAUGAUCAUGAAAAUAUAAUACCAUUUACCCCAAAGCCUCAAACACUUAGACAAAAGAUGGCUGAAACAACAGCAACCAGAAAUGAAGAAACAAGUGAAGAUAGUGAAGAAGAUAAAAAAUAUCAAGAUAUUUGGGAACAGCAGCAGAUGAGAAGAGCAGUUAAAAUCACAAAGGGACGAGACAUAGAUCUUUCUCAUAGCAGUGAAUCUCAAACAGUGAAGAAGUUUGAUGCUUCCAUUUCAUUUCCACCAGUAAAUUUAGAAAUUAUAAAGAAGCAACUAAAUACUAGAUUAACAUUACUACAGGAUACUCACCGCUCUCACCUGAGGGAAUAUGAAAAAUACAUACAAGAUGUCAAGAGCUCAAAGAGUACCAUCCAGAACCUAGAGAAUUCAUCAAAUCAAGUUCUAAAUUUUAAAUUCUAUAAAAGCAUGAAAGUUUAUGUGGAGAAUUUAAUUGACUGUCUUGAUAAAAAGAUUAUCAACAUCCAAGAAAUAGAAUCAGCCAUGCAUGCACUCCUUGUAAAACAAGCCAUGAUCUUUAUGAAACGCAGGCAAGAUGAAUUAAAACAUGAAUCAGCGUAUUUACAACAGUUAUCACGCAAAGCUGAGACGUCAACAAAUAGAAGCUUGGCUAUAGAUGAAAAAACUCAAUGGAUUUUAGAAGAGAUUGAAUCUCGAAGGGCACAAAGAAGACAAGCAAGGGUUCUUUCUGGGAAUUGUACUCAUCAGGAAGGAACAUCUAGUGAUGAUGAACUAUCUUCAGCAGACAUGAUGGACUUCCAAAAAAGCCAAGGUGACAUUUUACGGGAUCAUAAGAAGAUUUUUGAAGAUGUACACGAUGAUUUUUGUAAUAUCCAGAAUAUUUUAUUGAAAUUUCAACAAUGGCGAGAAAAGUUUCCUGAUUCUUAUUAUGAAGCUUUCAUUAGUUUAUGCAUUCCGAAGCUUUUAAAUCCUCUAAUACGAUUUCAGUUGAUUGAUUGGAAUCCUCUUAAGUUUGAUUCCAUAGGUUUAAAACAGAUGCCAUGGUUCACAUCUAUAGAAGAAUUUAUAGAUAGCAGUAUGGAAGAUUCAAAGAAGGAAGAUAGUUCUGAUAAGCAAAUCUUGUCUACUGUCAUCAGCAAAACAAUUAUUCCUCGACUUACAGACUUUGUAGAAUUCAUUUGGGAUCCCUUGUCAACCUCACAGACAACAAAUUUAAUAACACAGAGCAGAAUGAUUUUUGAAGAACAUUCCACUUGUGAAAAUGAAGUUAUUAGUAAAGGCAAACAGGAUUUACUUAAACCCAUUGUUUCAAGAAUGAAGAAGGCAAUAGAUGAUGAUGUUUUUAUUCCUCUAUAUCCAGAGAGUGCUGUAGAAAACAGAACGUCACCACAUUCAAAGUUCCAAGAAAGACAGUUCUGGUCAGGUCUAAAGCUCUUCCGCAAUAUUCUUCUUUGGAAUGAACUCCUCCCAGAAGACACUUUGCAAGAGCUAGGACUAGGGAAGCUGCUGAAUCGUUAUCUUAUUAUAGCUCUUCUCAAUGCCAUACCUGGGCCAGAUGUUGUUAAAAAGUGCAACCAGAUAGCAGCAUGUUUACCAGAAAAAUGGUUCCAAAAUUCUGCCAUGAGAACAUCUAUUCCCCAGCUAGAAAACUUCAUCCAGUUUUUACUGCAGUCUGCACGUAAAUUAUCUACAAGUGAAAUCAGGGAUGAAGUCAAAGAAAUAAUUCUUAUUCUGGUGAAAAUAAAAGCUUUGAAUCAAGCAGAAUCCUUCAUAGAAGAAUAUCACCUAGACCAUCUUAAAUCAGUAAUUGAAGAAGUUUGAGUGAACUUUAUAGGAAAGUACUAAAAUGAGGUUUUAAUAUAGUCACACUUGGCUCUUUUGCUUGGAGAAAGAAGGAAAAAAAGAAAAAAUGUUGCCACUUCUUUAUUCCCAGUAAUGGAGGGGAGGAUUUGCAACACCCAAAAAGCAGGACUCUGUCUUUCCAUUCCUUCCACCUUCUACCUUCUGGUAUCAUGAAAGGCUGCCCCUUUUUUUUGCAGUGUUUGCAGGAAUUAGACACACAGGAACAGUAAGAGUUUAACAUAUUUCCAUUUCCAUUUGAUUUUCCAUCGACUUUUCCAGCUUAAGAAAGGAGUUGAAGGAAGCUUGUUAUAGCUGUUUUGGCCUUGGUUGGUCUUCUGUCCUGAACCAUAAAAACCUCUUUUAGUUCUCUUCAUUUUAACUAUCUCUGUUUACAGAUGAGUUUAAAUGAAAAUCUUAAUCGGGAUGAAUUACUUGUUAAGUAUUCUGAUUAAGGCAUUUUAGGGCUUUUGAUAACUAAUGCUUGUCAAAUUGUUCUUCAGAAAUGUGUACCAAUGUAUUGUACCAACAGAAGUCUAAGAAAGGUCAAUGAAUCUCUAACGGCAAUAGGUAUUAUCUUUUUUUUUUAACUCAUUUGCACUUAAUAGGUGAAAAAAAAUCUUAUUUUAAUGACUUGUUUUGGCUAUUAGAGAGUGACUACUUGUCUUUUGGCCAUUUGUAAUUCUUUUUGAAAUACCUAUUCAUCUUCUUCUUAUGGAUUUGUAAGAGCUUUAUAUUUUAAAGAUACUGAUGUUCUGGGAAUUCCCUGGCAUCCAGUGGUUAGGACUCUGCACUUUCACUGCCGAGGUCACAGGUUCGAUCCCUGGUUGGGGAACUAAGAUCCUGCAAGCCACACAGCACGGCCAAAAAUAAAAACAAAGCAAAGAUACCCAUGUUUUGGCUGUGCUAUGUUAUAGUUUCCCUCAUUUGCCAUUUUCUUUAAAUUUGUGUAUGUUUUUGGUGUACUAAGUUAUCGCUUGUUAGGUAGUUACUAUUUUUUGUUGUGUUUUUUUUUUUGUCAUUGGUGGUAGGCCUAGACAGGAAACAAAUUUUUUUUUUUGACAUCUUUAUUGGGGUAUAAUUGCUUUACAAUGGUGUGUUAGUUUCUGCUUUAUAACAAAGUGAAUCAGUUAUACAUAUACAUAUGUUCCCAUAUCUCUUCCCUCUUGUGUCUCCCUCCCUCCCACCCUCCCUAUCCCACCCCUCUAGGUGGUCACAAAGCACCGAGCUGAUCUCCCUGUGCUAUGCGGCUGCUUCCCACUAGCUAUCUACCUUACGUUUGGUAUUGUAUAUAUGUCCAUGCCUCUCUCUCGCUUUAGGAAACAAAUAUUUUAAAUAUUCAGCACAGGGACUUCCCUGGUGGCGCAGUGGUUAAGAAUCCACCUGCCAAUGCAGGGGACACGGGUUCAAUCCCUGGUCUGGGAAGAUCCCACAUGCCACAGAGCAACUAAGCCUGUGUGCCACAACUACUUAAGCCUGCACACCUAGAGCCUGUGCUCCGCAACAAGAGAAGCCACCGCAAUGAGAAGCCCCCACGCACCACAAUGAAGAGUAGUCCCUGCUCACCGCAACUAGAGAAAGCCUGCGUGCAGCAACGAAGACCCAAUGCAGCCAAAAAUAAAAAUAAAAUUAAUUUAUUAUAAAUAAAUAUUCAGCAAUGUGAUUCAUUUUCUAAUAAAAAAUUUGUGUGAUUAAGAAAGUGAGGCAAGGUCAUUGAAUCAAAAAGAAAUUGAGGGACUUCCCUGGUGGUCCAGUGGUUAAGAAUCCACCAUCCAAUGCGGGGGACUCGGGUUCGAUCCUGGCUGGGGAACUAAGAUCCCACAUGCUGUGGGGCAACUAGGCCUGCAUGCGGCAACUAGUGAGAGCCCCUAAACAAAGAGCCCCGCGCACUGCAAUGAAGACCCAGCGCAGCCAAAAAAAAAAAAAAUUCUUUGUGGCACUCUCAAUAACUAUAAAACAAAAACUUUGAAACAUG